CUACCUUACUAUGGACCAGACACGAAAACUGAUUUUGCUGCUCGAAUCUGACCCCAAGGCUUAUGCUCUGCCAUUAGUUGGAGUUUGGCUAAGUGGAGUCACUCAUAUCUGUAGUCCUCAAGUUUGGGCCUGUUGCUUGCGAUAUUUAUUCAGUUCUUCAAUUCAAGAAAGGGUUUUUUCAGAAUCUGGGAGUUUUCUUAUUGUGCUUUAUUCAUUGACACACAAGGAACCAGAGUUUUACGAAUGUGUUCCGUGCAGUGGACAGACUGAGCCAGCAUUUCAGAUCUUAACUUGCAACGAAACAGUACACCUUUUCAAAGAUGUUGAACCUUCAGACAAGAGCCCUAUCCGGUUUGAGCUGAGUGCAGAAAACCAAAAUGCAGAAACUGAGUUCUUCAGCAGAGUUUGCAAGAAACUUCCUAUUAGAAGUUCUUCCCAAGGCUGUUCACCCAGCAAGUUGUCAGCCAGCGAUCAUGACUCUGGUGUAGAAGAUGAGGAUUUAUCCCCCAGACCAAUUCCAAGUCCUCACCCAGUGAGUCAACAGCUUACCAGGAUCUUUCCUUCGGUUCCUGAAUUGUCCCUUGUUUUGGAUGGGAGUUUCAUAGAAUCAGGACAACUGUCUAAGCCUACGGAGACUUCAGUUGCUAAAGGUCUACCCUCAGCAGUACAUCAGCCUAUUAAAAAGAAAUGGUGCUCAGGAUCUGCAUAUUACCCCACCCAGCACUCUGAAGACAAGCAAAACUUUCCUGCUAAUAUGGGAGAUCCUUCUCUGAGACAAUUACCAAACCAUUUAAACCAGAAAAUUCCAACUUCAAGGCCUUCUGGAGGAAAGCAAGUUCUACCACAGCAACAAUUGCCCUGUAAGAAAGCUUGUACUCAGUCAAGAAAAAGUUCUGGAUCUUUGUCUCCUUCAACCCCUUGUAGUGGGCCUUCCCCAGAUACAUCCGUGCAUCACCCCAGAAAGCCUUCAGAAAGACUCGUGUUAAAUCCCAACAGAGUCACACGGCAUGGAGAGCCUCCCAUUAGAAGAACCUCAAUACCUGGUUCCAAGCAGCUUCCUGCUGUUAUUCAGCCAGUCCUCUACAACUCUGCAUUUUCACCACAGAGCUGCAGAAGACCUCCAGAGAUUCAGGUGCAAUCUUGCUGUCCAGCCAGCACAUGCAGCUGUCAGGUUUCUGAUUCUUUCCAACAUGACCCGAUAAAGUUGUGGCAAGGAAUUGGUAAAAUGAGCCCCAAACACGGAGUGGAAAUCCAGUCAGAGGUGGCUCAGGAGAACUUGUGUACAGUUCUUCAUCAAAACAUCGUGUGCCCAAAUAUUUGCUGCAACCCAGGAUAUACCACGAGCAGCCCUAUAAGCAUGGGCUGUCAUGGGAAGAUGGGGACCUGUUCUUUUGACAACAGCUUAUCACCUGGAACAAGGCUGCUUUCGAGUGCAGGCCCCCCCGGUCCCCAGUUCUGUGCAGCCCACUCGCCGUGCCUGUACCUGCCCGCUGCUGCCACCGGAGCAGACAACGGGAUGAUGGGCUUAUCUCCAGAUGCAUACAGGGUCCUGACAGAACAAGACAGACAACUCAAAUUGCUUCAGGCCCAGAUCCAGCGCUUACUGGAAGCACAGGCUGCUGGGGCUUGCUCCCCUGCCCCAGCUGUGGCCAGCCCUGCUCUGCAGCCCGAGAAGCAAGGGGACCUUGUUUCUAUGGAAACCCAGACCUCGCCGGGUGCCCACCCAAGGAAGAGUGCGAGCGUUGCUGUCAGCACAGGUGCUAGCUUAUUUUGGAACACAGCCUCAGAAAAACAAGAUGAUUCCAUGCUACAAGGAAAAAAAGAGGAUGGAGAGAUUUCUAAGGAAGACAUAAGCAUUUCAAUUAAUGCGGAACAAGAUGCAAGUAAUACAAGUAUUGCUUCUUCCUUAAAGGUGGUUGACAUGCCCAGCUUUGUAGACAGCAUUCAUCUUGUGGAAGAAGGAACUAAUCGGAACACUCUCCAGAGUGGAAAUGUUUCCCAAGCCCUUGUUGGCAGUUCAUCACUGGAAGAAAGUGCCGGCGUGUCUCUGCAGAAAGAACCAACAGAGGGAGCCAACAACCACGUGGUGGUAACCAGUGAGCAAAACUCGGAGCCACCUGCCUCCUUACCACCUUGGCAUCCAUCAGAGGAUCAGAAGCUUUACCAGGACUUACUGGGCCAAGUAAACCACCUCUUAAAGUCCUCAGAAGAGCAAGAUCACUUGUCUGUAAAAUCGGGAAUUGUUAAUGAUGAUGGUCCUAAAUAUCAUCAGGAUGUUGAUGAUGCAACAGAAAUGGCUUCAGAGUGUGACAUGGGAGUGGUGGAUAAGGAGAGUGUGAUCAGUGCUACACUCAAACAGCUGAAGAGUCUUGGAGUGACAAUUGACUCACCUGGCAAAAUGAAGAAAAAUACACACAAAGUGGAGAAUGCCAGCAUCUUGGCGUGCAUCAGUCCUGAAGCAGUGGUUCCUGGGCUGAGUUACGUGUCGUUGGCCAAUGUCAGCAUGUGCGGCUUGGCUUCUAACGUCGUUGACCUGAGCAUGGAAGCAAAUGCCAUCGCCCUCAAGUACCUCAGUGAGAAUCAGUUGUCUCGACUCUCUCUCAGUCGCUCGGGCCAAAAUCCACCUGUUGAUUUCUCUUUCCAAGACAUCUUGCAUACAAAUACAGACAGGAGCAUGGUGGGUCUUAGCUUAAUUUCACCGAACAAUAUGUCUUUUGCAACCAAGAAGUACAUGAAGCGCUAUGGGCUGAUACAGGGCAGUGACAGCAGUGAAGACGAAGAGCAACUGCAGGUUCAGGAGAGCAGUUCUGGCACCAUCAAAAGCGAAAGCAGGCUGGAUGAAAACUGUACCCCUGGGCUGGGUGGCUUCAACGGCUGGACUGAAUUAUCCAAAAGAAUUGAUGGAAAAUUUCCCAUUCAUCUAAAAAGUCACAGCAGAGAGCUGACUACCAGCGCUUCUCCGCCAGAAUUAAACAGCCCUGUAUUAAAAAAUAUUACAAAUGAAAUUUUUCCUCUCAGAGCAGAUCAAGCAGAUGAAAACUCAGGUCUGAUUUUAAAGGAUUUGAAGUCAAAACCCAAAUUAUUGCCUGGGAGGGUUGAAGUCACUAAGCAGCCUGGCCAAAAAGACAAUGGGGAUGUUCAGGUCUUCCCUGGAAAUCUGCAUACUCCAGCCCUUGAACCAUUAAACCAGUCGAACAGCUUGAAUUCUGUUGGUACCAUUCUCGAUGUGAAACAACUCAGGCAGUUGCCAAAGUUGUUCUGA
Molecule: messenger RNA, 3262 nt
Organism: Merops nubicus (carmine bee-eater)
Lineage: Eukaryota; Metazoa; Chordata; Aves; Coraciiformes; Meropidae
Gene: STIL
Product: SCL/TAL1 interrupting locus
Exons: 11
Biological process (GO): protein localization to centrosome; mitotic spindle organization; centrosome duplication
Cellular component (GO): centriole; centrosome
Source: RefSeq, a predicted model, not a curated record